Mercenaria mercenaria is the source of this 736-nucleotide messenger RNA. RefSeq names its product complement C1q-like protein 4. The transcript has 2 exons. The record is from RefSeq and is a predicted model, not a curated record. The coding region runs from base 59 to 682 and encodes 207 amino acids. Gene Ontology annotation, molecular function: protein binding. Lineage: Eukaryota; Metazoa; Mollusca; Bivalvia; Venerida; Veneridae.
UGCCUUAUCUUAUGUGUCAGUCUAUCGCUGAAGUAAUUUUUAACAAUACUAGCACAAAAUGGCGGCCCUACGACUCUGCGUAAUAUUCCUGGCUCUUGCAACGAUGUCUCGUUGCUUUUUGUUAGACGACAAUUCUCUACAGAAUCUACUGAACUUGAUCACAGAGGAGAAAAAGCUGAGAUCCAGUGUUGAACAAGAGAUAAACCUGCUGCGGAAAGAUAUAGACAACAUGAAAGCUAAUCAUCAGCACGCUCUGUGUAAAUGUUCCGCUGCUGGAGUGGUAGCUUUCUCUGCAACACUUACUAAAGACAUCACUAACUUUGGAACACACCAGCCCAUUGUCUUUGACAAGGUGAUUACCAAUGUAGGCGGGGCUUACGACUCACGUCAUGGCUCAUUUCGCGCACCUGUGAAUGGAAUCUACAAACUAUCGUUUUCUGUUCUACAAGGACAAUCUACAAUGUGGAUUGGUGUAGAACUCGUUAAGGACGGUGCGGUUAUUGCACGUGUGAAGACGGGAGAUAACGGUUACUGGAACAUGGGAACUAACGUGAUCACCGCGCACCUAAAUGCCGGCGAUGAUGUCUGGGUACGUCACAUGUCCGACUCCGACAACAAACAGGUCGUAGCUCAGAGCGGAUACUUUACAUCAUUUUCCGGGCAUUUAAUUCACUCAGACUGAAACACUUCAGUUUUUUAAAUGUUAUAUGAUGAAAUAAAAGUACUCUUCUGGUUA